Molecule: messenger RNA, 737 nt
Organism: Acaulospora morrowiae
Lineage: Eukaryota; Fungi; Glomeromycota; Glomeromycetes; Diversisporales; Acaulosporaceae
Source: the annotation of a GenBank genome assembly
ACCUCGAAAAUGUUUGUAAAGCCCUUGGUAUCGCUACGGACGGAGUAAAGGCUGACCUGAUUCAGAGAUUGAGAAAGCAUAUAAAAGGAAAAAACCAUGCUGAAAGCAACGACACUGAACUAUCCCGUAGAAAUGAAGAGGAGGGUCUAAACACAAUGGGUCAUGAUCACCUCUCAGAUACAUCAGAAAUAGAUUUAAAUCAGCAAGCAAGAACUUUAAGAGAACUGGCAUACCUGUCACGAAAAGGAGCAGAACCAUGGGACUCCUUAGUUAGAGAACAGUCGCUGAGUCUUGAAAAUGACAAACUGGAACCUAGACAAAAUUUACUAAAUAAAAAACGUCGCCUACCAAAUGAUGAUAGUGAAUCGACAGAAAGUAAAAUAUUAACAGAAUUUAAGGGAUUAAAAAGUGUCGUAUUAACAAUGAACCAUAAGUUGAAUACUGUAACGGCGCAAUAUGAUGCCUUACGAAAAAUCGGUAAAGAAUUAGACCUAGCAAUAUAUCUCGCACUGAAAAAUAUGGGAUCUGCCUUACCUGUUACACAAAAUAAUUGGAUGAAGGGAAAGGAUUCAUUAAUUGAAAAAGCGAAGACAUUAGUGGAAGUGAAAAAGAAAAGUUUUUUUGAGCCAACCAGAGAAGCAAAAACAAUAAUCCAAACUCCAGCAAGUGCUAUAUCUGUGAAGAAUAUGAACAUUAUGCGAGUGAUGUCCAUAAGACCCGAACAAAGGCAAUUACAA